This is a messenger RNA of Paramormyrops kingsleyae, 7247 nucleotides long. RefSeq names its product potassium channel, subfamily K, member 10a (gene kcnk10a). Gene Ontology annotation, biological process: stabilization of membrane potential; potassium ion transmembrane transport. Gene Ontology annotation, molecular function: outward rectifier potassium channel activity; potassium ion leak channel activity. The record is from RefSeq and is a predicted model, not a curated record. NCBI's taxonomy places the organism in Eukaryota, Metazoa, Chordata, Actinopteri, Osteoglossiformes, Mormyridae. Gene Ontology annotation, cellular component: plasma membrane.
CGGUGUUGUCUGGAAAAACAGGUAGUACUGAUAAACUGCUGAAGAAAUUUACUUAAUCAAUACUACAUAUAUUAACUUGGAAAAUGUAACGUGUUUCAUUGGAGAUCUUAAGCAAAAGAGGUGUAUCUGAAUAUUUAUCACACUGUGCACCACCCACAGACAUAAUCUCAACCUAAACAGUCAUAUAAUCAUUUAUUCAUGGGCUUGUAGACACAUCACAUUUCAUUUAUUUUUUGAAAUACCAGCACUAUAUGCAGAUUUGGUUAGUUUACUGUAAAAAAAACACCAACAUAUGAAACCAACAUCCAGCAUAUAUGUAAUGCUUAAAUCUCCAAUGCAUUGGUGUGUUUUUAUCCUGAAUAAUUUAAACAAUGAUAUCAAGAGAAUAAUAGGAAAAUGUGUCUCCAUUGUGGUAUAUAAAGACAAGUAUAUAACCCUUUGUCAUUAUAUAUAGAUAAUGACAGAGAUCUUUCAAGGAAAUCAUUGUACAGAUCUAUAAAGGUCCAUGAGAGAAUACAAUCAUAAUAACACAUUUAGACCAACCCAACAUAAAAAUAUGUCAAAGAACAAUAGAGACGCAAUUAGAAUUAAGAAGAUUAACACCCAGUUUGUACCUCACUUUUGCUAGAUACAGAACCUUCUACCCAAUCAUUGCUUUCAAUACUUAGUUCCUUGCUUUGUUUAUAGGAACUUUUGACCACGGAAUACCUAAAUAUAGAGAAGAACUGUGGUCUAUUUCAUAUGAACAUUAACAGAUAUACAGCUCCCUGGGCACUCGCAUGGCAGUGGCUGACCAUGUUGAAGAAGUUUAUUAGCAUUUGACAAGAUGUCGGAAUUGUGUCAUGGCUCCAAACAUAGGUCUACAAAUGCUACUAAAAUAAGCAGGCUGACUACCCCCACCCCCCCCAAAAAAAAUCACUAGAGAACUGCUAAUGGUUUAAAGAACAAUGACCUCCUGUUUAAUUGCACUUACUAUGGAAACAAAUUGAAAAUCGCACAACUGUAAUAAAAAAUAAAAAGUUUUCUACAGAACAGGAAUCAAUUUGACUACAAUAUGCAAAAUAAAGCAGCCUAUUGUCGCUAGCUGGCAGAUAUAAUGAACUGAACAACUACGCAAGUGGUGGCUUUCACACACACACACACACACACACACACAGCUGCCUGAAAUACCGUUUUAUAGACAUAAACUCUUUGGCAUUGGAGUAUAUUUAAACUGUGUGAAGGCAUUCAUGUAUCGUAACAUCUCCAAAGUCGUCAGAUCAUAAUAAAUUACGUCACUAUGCGGACAACCUCUCGCAGUAUAUUAACAAAGACGCGAGGAAAGAGUAGCUAUUAAAGACGUUGCAUUGUCCAAGACGACAAGAGAUGCAUUUUAUCGUCUCCUGGAGAACAGAGCACUCUACGUGUUACCAAAAUGCAAGUUUCAAUAUCCCACAUGCGUAUCAAAAAAUGAUCUAAAAAGCAAUGUAAGCGAUUUACCAAUAAAAUCCUAAUAUGCCCAGUUACUCUUUGUUUACUCGCUAUUUUAAGUGAGCGGACUUUACGAGUUCGCAUCCAAGAGGGACAGUGGCUCAUUACAUUCGGGGAGGGGUUAAACACGUUUGAUAUAUUAUUACCAAUGUAACUAUUAACAUGCGAGCAGACACGACAGGAUGAUGUAAUGGUGUGAUCGGAAGACCGCGCGUGUUCACCUAUCACUCCGUCUCGCACGCUUUCUUCGCCAUGUGCGUGCAUUGCUCCUCGGCCAUCAAGCUACCCCGCCUAACGACGAGGUUCGCGAUGCAUGGCGUAUUAAAAGCCCACGACAAUAAAACGAUAGGUGCACACCCCUAUCGGACGAGCAGCAGGACCGCUGUGGCUCGAUAAUGUGCAUAACGCACUGAAUCCGCUGGCGGCGAUGUGUUCUUUCUUAUUUUUAUUUUGGCAAUUUGCAUUUGGAAGACUGCGGGUUUCAACAAUAAAGCCACCGUUUGGCAAAACCGGAUUUAUGAUAAUAAGGCAUGAGAAGAGUGAUAAACACCACCGCUUGAGUUAAAGCCGUUGUGUAAUAACUCGUUCUGUAGAAAUUAUCCUCAACUCUACUGCGGAUGAAUCACUGUGCAGCACGUUGGCGUGAAGUUAAUUAACCGGUGCUUCUAUGGACGAUGCACGGCAUACACUCUUUUUACACCCCUUUCUUAUAGAUGCGAGUGGACUGCUGGGAGAAAAUACACCGCAGUGGGCGCAUACAGUCAUGCGGCGGUGCUCUUGAGGGGGGCGACGGAGCAGCGAAAGCUCAUUCCGAUCAAUUUGGCUGCAUGGGCACCACGCUCCACCUGACAGCCGCAGAGUAAAAGCGGCGGACCAGACGCUAGCCUUUCCAUCCUCGCCGUUAAACACAGCGCGUUCCGUUUGGCAGUAUACAUACAAAAAUAUACAUUUUUCUUCUGAUUUUGAUUACACCCGAACCAGCUGCUGGCCACCGAUUGUCUCUUUUGUUUUCCAAACCGAAUCGUCGAGAUGAAAUUUCCAACAGAGAACCCAAGAAAGCCUGGGAACUUGAAUCCUGCGCCAGUUCCAGUUCAGACCAAUGUGACUCCGAAAAAGGUGAAGUCGGGAAUGCUGCAGUCCAGUUUGGUGCAGGCCAGCGUGGCAACCAUGCAGAACCCCAUGGGAUGUGAGGUGAAGCCACACAGGCACUGCUCACUUCCCCGGCUGUCCGUGUCGUCGCGAAGCGGCAUGGCUGUGGUGGCCAGCAUGGACAGCGACGGCUCCACGCUCCACACCGUCAUGAAGUGGAAGACGGUGCUCGCCGUCUUCGUGGUGGUGGUGGUCUACCUGGUCGUCGGCGGCCUCGUGUUCCGGGCCCUGGAGCAGCCGUUCGAGAGCAACCAGAAGGACACGAUCACGCAGGAGAAGUCCGUGUUCCUGCAGAAGCACCCCUGUGUGACGCCUGACGAACUGGAGGCUCUCAUCCAGCAUUCCAUAGACGCGGCCAGUGCCGGAGUGAGUCCCAUCGGAGACACCUACACCUCCAGCCACUGGGACCUGGGCAGUGCCUUCUUUUUUGCAGGAACAGUGAUCACCACCAUAGGCUAUGGAAAUAUCGCGCCCAGCACAGAGGGAGGGAAGAUUUUUUGCAUCCUGUACGCCAUAUUUGGAAUUCCCCUUUUUGGCUUUCUCUUGGCCGGCGUUGGUGAUCAGCUUGGCACCAUAUUCGUUAAGAGCAUCGCAAAGGUGGAGAAGAUGUUCCGGCGGAAACACAAGCAGAUCAGUCAGACCAAGAUCAGAGUCAUCUCCACCAUCCUCUUCAUUUUGGCUGGCUGCAUCGUCUUCGUCACCAUCCCUGCCGUCAUUUUCAUGCACAUCGAGGACUGGACGGCGCUGGAGGCCAUAUACUUUGUGGUCAUCACCCUGACGACCGUCGGCAUUGGCGACUAUGUGGCAGGUGGGGAUCGGAGAAUAGAAUACCGGAAGUGGUAUAAGCCACUGGUCUGGUUUUGGAUCCUGGUGGGCCUGGCCUAUUUCGCCGCCGUCUUGAGCAUGAUAGGAGACUGGUUGAGGGUUCUCUCCAAGAAGACCAAGGAGGAGGUGGGCGAGAUCAAGGCCCACGCAGUGGAGUGGAAGGCCAACGUGCGCGCGGAGUUCCGGGAGACGCGGCGGCGCCUCAGCGUGGAGGUGCACGACAAGCUUCAGCGUGCCGCCACCAUCCGUAGCAUGGAGCGCCGGCAGCUGGGGCUGGACCAGCGGGCGCAGUCGCUCGAUGUUCUGUCUGCAGAGAAGCGGGCCGUCUUCAACAGCCUGGAUGCCGACCGCUCCAAGACCACUUCGCAGGAGAGCAUCGACUCGAAGCUGAACAACCUGCGCGCGCGGGCCGAGCAGUACGAGAAGGGCGAGCAGGCCACCUCCGAUGACAACAUCUUCAACCGCCUGGGCUCCGUCACCCGGCUGGCGAAACGCAACAAGAGCAAGGAGCUAAAGAAGAACAUCCCGGAGGACAUCCGCAAGAUGUACGACACCUUCGGCUGCAGCCUGGCCUCCGGCGAGGAGAAGAAGGAGGAUGAGGAGCUCGGAGAGAAGGAGUUCAACACCAGCUUGACGGAUCUUCCCCAAUAUGCAGAGGCCUGCUCGCUGCAGAAUGGGUUCCCGCUGAACAAGGAGAAGGGCGAUGAGGGAAAAGCGGAAGAAAAGGAACUAAAGAUAAAGACUAUGCCUUAGAGGAGGUGGCUGACUGGAUGGAAGAUGUCUUAGCAUCUGCUCACGUGCCUUAACUCCUCCCUGUUCGAAAGGCAGCGACCUGGAGCUGCGUCCUGCUCCACACUACUAACUGUUCACUGUGUCCAAAUGGUGGAUUAAUUUGCCAAAAAAAGGAGCGAAUCAGUCACGUCAGGAGGAAUGACUAUGACAUAAUACCUGACUAUGUUUUGUUACUUGAGAACGAUCAAAACAGUGAUUUUUAUUUAAGACAACAUAGAAGAUUGCAACGGAUGGGCUUUCCGGAAGCCUGAACAGUAACACGUAGUAGCAAAUUUAUUUGGCGCUAUCGACGGGCCUGUGACCUACACUCGUGUUUUAUAAUUAAACUCUCGACAUCCGAGAUGAUAUACCGAUCCCUGUUGCGUCAUUCUGCGUCAAGUAUGUUCAGAACAGAGAGCGUGACCGCAGAGGGAAGGCGAACGGGGACGAUGAGGAGAGGGGGAUGCACAUCAGGAACCAAAAUACAUGUAUUCAUAGAGUCAUGCAAGUGAUUGUCAUGCCUAAGGACUCUAAACCUGAACUUGGGAAUGAAAACAACAGGCACUCUGCUAUUGCAUGGUCUUGGAACUACCCUGCCGUCCUGUGGAGCACAGUGUAUUCAAAAGCUUCAAGUUCACGGUCUCAAAACAAAAUCUCAGGGCUUGUCGUCCUACUGUCGUCGUUCGAAUAUCUUUGUCCCAGUUGCGCUGCAUUCACACUUCAGAUUGGGGCACCGUCUCGGCCCGGCCUUGGCGAGGUAAGGGCGUUCACGAGGGAACAGAUGACGAACCCCAGGUUGAAACCCGGGACUUUGUGGGUUUGGGUGUCAGUGGGAGGCGGCUUGGUGUACACGAGCGUGCCCGUGCGGCAGCAUAUGUAAAUGUGUCUGUGUAUGAGCACUAGAGCGUGUGCAUACAGUAUUUACCCCGUCAGGCCCUGUCAGCUGCGCAGUGUUCAGACGCCGAUUCUCAGAGGAAGGCGAGUCUGUGUCGUUUGACUUUUUUGUAUGAUUGGCAAAGCGGUUUGGCAGUAAUUUAUGAAAGCGAAUCACAUUCUUAGUACAUACCAAAUGAUUUGAUGGCCUACUUAACAACUGAUUGUACUCCUAGUUGGCGUAAACAGCAUGAUUAGCUCUGGAACCCUUACAAAAAAAGCCACAAUACGCAGAAUGAGGAUGUACUGUCAACACACAGUAUAGACUGGCUGCCUGUUUCUUUUCUACCCACACAGUCCACAGUCAGCGAAUCAGAAUUUAAUUCAUUUUUAUUACUGGAUCAAAGAGCAAGAGAUCAGAACAAAGGGUGCAAACGAGCAUAUAUAAUCCCAAAAAGCACUCUACUCUUUCUUAUUAGAAAAAGACAUUACAUCUUUUAAAAUCUGAAAGCAAGAUACCAACUCAAGUGUAUAUAUGAUAUAAAACUGAAUCAGAAAGUGAGUCACAUCUUAACCCGCAGUACUGGUCAGGGCUGUAGGAAAGGGAGAUGAUCAUGAGAUCAAUAUUCAAUUUCAUCAAUUUAUUUUUGGCUUAAAAUUGCUAUCUGGCAUGACAGGAGUAGAUGCCAAGAAGCAUUUCCUCUUAACUGUUCCCAACCGUGAAAUAAACUACAAAGUAAUUAACACUUUCCAAGUUACUAACAAACAAGCUCUUCUGGGCUUUUGUAAAAUGGCAGUAUUUAUUCCAGCCAUUCUGGGUGUGGAAUCUUAGUAUAACUACAUGCAGGUGCAGUAGUCAUACACUCAGUGUUCCCAUCACGAAAGUGUUACAUUUUUUUGUAGGUGAAAUUAAAAAAUAUUUACAUCUAAGACCCGUGUUCCCCAUCAUCGUGAAAUCCUGUGAGUCCUUAAAACGCUCAUGAUUAGGAGUCUACUAAUUUAUACAUCUUGCAGCUGUGUACUGUAAGAAAUAAAAAAUCACACAGCAAAUAAAGUUCCAGUUUGAUGUAUUUUCAAGUUCAGUUUUCAGCAAUUAAAAAUAGCAUCACUGUAAUCACAGUGAAUUAGCUGAAAUGUCUGCAGUUAUGAACAAUCAUUUAAAAUAUAUAGUUUGUUGUUAAAGACCUGUUCUUGAGAAACGCAAAAUGGGUUGGGCCGUGCCGCAGUUGGGUGCACUGGGAACUGGGAGCAGAAAGGCUAGAUACGCACAAUACGCAUCCCCUGUCGAAAAUUCCAGGCUACUCCACUGCUCAAGUGGUAGGAAUUGGAGGCUGUGGAUUCACUGACACUUACCAUGUAAAAACUUUUGUUACAAGACAUUGCCUAUUACGUGGACAGUGCUUUAAAUAAAAGGCAGGUUUUUGGCUAACUGUACUUUGGAAAUUGCCAAAAUGACUGGGAAUACAGCUCCAUUUUCUAAAGCAUUUUUAAGCCAUGGAAUGUCUCCCUUGCGUGGUCACACCCUUGCUUCCAGUGAGGUGAAGCACAGUGUUGAUGUUAAUCCAAAUUUAAUGUGCCCCUGUGUGUACUAUCCAAGCUGUGCAUUGUCCUACACGAGUCCUUCUUAAGAACUUUGACUUAAGUAUUCUGGCACCAGCUGUGAGUCUGUACGUAAUGAGGGACAUCAGUUACACCAGUUGAGCGUUUCUGUACUUCCCAGGUGUGAAAAUGGCCCUUCUUGGCCCAGUCAGGCUAAGGUCCCCCAGCCUGUCCAGAGUUUUGCCCGAGGCAUUGGCCACUCAGUGUGAAUGCAGCAGCUGAUUCUCAAUAAAUGUUUGUUCUGAAAACAAUAAUAAUAUAAAUUAUUAUUAUUAUUAUUACAUUAAUAAUAACAAAAAAAUAUUAAAAUGAUUGAAAACAAAAAUGACAAAAAAAGACAUGGAAUAUAAAAGCAUGCAAUUGUACAAGUACAUUAUCUUGGUAUGGUAUUGAUUGUACCCGCACAUGCUUACUCCCGCUGUUAUUGGAUUUCCAUGUUAAGCGCUAAAGUGAGCCUGACCGCUCGAGUCUGGACUUCGUACACAAUAGAACUUGUGUGACCAUUACAUUUACUGUAGUGAGUGCCUUUUGCAAAUAAAUAUCACCAUUGAUUUCAGUGA